AUGCUGGAGGAGCGCAAGCGGGUAUGGCAAAUUCUCCGCAAGGAGAUUGCCCACCGGACGUCGAUGGAGUUCAACAAGUACAUGCAUCUCAACAACUUCGCUGGCAAGCUCAAGUUCCGGCAUGAUGACCAGCGGCUCGAAAUUGCGGUGCUCCAGAACGAAAAGGGGGCCUCGCGCGCGUCGCAGGUGACUGAUAUGAAGGAGCUGUCAGGUGGUGAGCGCUCGUACACUCAAGUGUCGCUGCUGCUGGCGCUCGGCGAGAGUAUUGAAUGCCCGUUCCGAGUAAUGGACGAGUUCGACGUGUUCAUGGACUCUGUGAACCGUGAUAUGACGAUCCAACUGCUCGUGGAUGCCGCUAAGAAGGACGGCAAGAAGCAGUUUAUCUUCGUGACCCCCAACGACCUCAGUGCUCUGCGGCGCGACCCGAUGGUGAAGAUCCAGAAGAUGAACCCGCCGCGAGAUCGACUGAAUGCGGAGCGAGACUAG
Messenger RNA from Phytophthora sojae, 486 nucleotides. RefSeq lists its product as hypothetical. Lineage: Eukaryota; Oomycota; Peronosporomycetes; Peronosporales; Peronosporaceae. The transcript has 2 exons. Gene Ontology annotation, molecular function: single-stranded DNA binding; damaged DNA binding. Gene Ontology annotation, biological process: double-strand break repair via homologous recombination. Gene Ontology annotation, cellular component: site of double-strand break; nucleus; Smc5-Smc6 complex. Bases 1 to 486 code for a protein of 161 amino acids. The record is from RefSeq and is a predicted model, not a curated record.